CGCGCCGGCCACAGCAGGCGCCGUUCCCGAUCUUGCCGGAUUAAUAAAUGCCCUGAAACCAUGAAGUAAAUCACACACCACUCUUGUAUAACUAAAUAGCAUCACACUAUGUAUACAUAUGUGCUGGGAAAUGCAUAUACGAGCACCAUCACGUAUAUGUAUUAAGGCAGAGCGAUACAUAUGUCCUAUACAUUUAAAACUCCCAUUAUUAAACACUGCUAAUUAAAAAGAGAGGAUAAGGCUUGUUGUCCUGCCUGGGAGCUCACCACGGCACCGCCCCCGCCACGGCCUGAGCGGGGACUCCUCACGCCGCCCAGCCUCCCUCGCCAGCCUCCCUCCGUCAGCUGGUGCGCGUGGGCUGACAUUUGUGAACCCGUGUGUGUGUCGCUUUCAUUUGCGUGUGUCUUGUGUUUCGUGUUCGUCUUCCGCGCCGCAGGUGCAAAAAACUGCGGCGGUUCAGGUGUGAGAAACAUUUUGAAGCCGGUGUGAGGGUGAGGUGACAGACAGACACACUCAGCCACCCGCCAUGACCUUGACUGAGGGAGAGAGGAGAGAGCACCGAGGCACACCGGGAGAGUAAACCCUUGCCUGUGUCCCUCGCUCUCUUUCUCUCCUCCCUUCACCUCUCACUCCUCUCACUCCCCGGGAACUGAAGGCGUGUUGAGAGAAAGAUAACUGUAGAAAAAUAAGGUAAAAAUGAGGACAUGAUGGACUUGAGUUGAAUUACUUGUACAUCUUGCGUGAAAAUUCCAAGGGGCGAAGCAACCCAGUGAAGUCCCCUUGUGUGUGCCCCGCCCCUCCCCUCCCCUCCCGCCCCGCAGCCCCUGGACAGAAUGCGGGUCUGCCAAAGAGGACGAAGGGCGCGCGCCUCCUCCAGGUUGCUUAGAUUUCUGGCGGUGGGCGUGGCUCUGGUGUUGGCCCUGUGUCCUGAAGAAGGGACGUGCGGGAACCCAGACGCUAAGAGGCUGUAUGACGAUCUGCUGUCCAACUACAACAAGCUGGUGCGGCCCGUCAUCAACGUGUCCGACCCCCUCGUGGUGAAGAUCAAGCUCAAGCUCUCCCAGCUGAUCGAUGUGAAUCUGAAGAACCAGAUCAUGACUACCAACUUGUGGGUGGAGCAGUUCUGGUACGACUACAAGCUGAAGUGGGACCCCGAGGAGUACGGAGGCGUGUUGAUGCUGCACGUGCCUUCUGACCACGUGUGGCGGCCUGACAUUGUGCUCUACAACAAUGCUGAUGGUAACUUCGAGGUGACGCUGUCCACGAAGGCCACGCUGCACUACGACGGCCUGGUGGAGUGGAAGCCCCCCGCCAUCUACAAGUCCUCGUGCGAGAUAGACGUGGAGUUCUUUCCCUUCGACGAGCAAACCUGCGUCAUGAAGUUUGGCUCCUGGACCUACGACGGCUUCCAGGUAGACCUCCGACACAUAGACGAGAAGAAGGACAACCCCGUGGUGGAGAUCGGUGUUGACCUGACUGAGUUUUACACCUCCGUGGAGUGGGACAUUCUUGCGGUGCCGGCCAUCAGGAACGAGAAGUACUACACGUGUUGCAACGAGCCUUACCUGGACAUCACCUUCAACAUCACCAUGAGGCGCAAGACACUUUUCUACACCGUCAACCUCAUCAUCCCCUGCAUGGGCAUCUCCUUCCUUACAGUGCUCGUCUUCUAUCUGCCCUCUGACUCCGGCGAGAAGGUGAGUCUGUCCAUCAGCAUCCUCCUCUCCCUCACCGUGUUCUUCUUGCUGUUAGCUGAGAUUAUCCCGCCAACGUCUCUGGUGGUGCCGCUGCUCGGGAAAUUCGUGUUAUUUACUAUGAUAUUAGACACGUUAAGCAUAUGUGUGACGGUGGUGGUCCUCAACGUCCACUUUCGCUCGCCGCAGACCCACUCGAUGGCGCCGUGGGUGCGGAGGGUGUUCAUUCACAUCCUGCCGCGCCUGCUGGUCAUGCGGCGCCCACAGUACCAGAUGGAUCGACACCGCACCCUCAGAAGCCUCUUUGCCAAGACCAAGGCUGGCAUGCUGCGCUCCUGCAAUGGCGGGGACAUGAGGGACGCCUGCAACUACUACUCCUCUGAGUCCUUCCAGGAUUCACGCGAAAACUCCUUCAGGAGCCAGCAGGAGCUGCGGGACGCCAUUCGGGAGGGACUCAUCUACAUGGACAUGGCUGGCAGCAGACCGCGCUCUCCACACAGCGAGUACUCCCCCAGCCGUGACAUUGAGGCUCUGGGCAUCAACGGUGGCUGCAAGAUCCAUGGACCAGCAGUGCUAGCAGAUGACCUUGGCGUGGGGCUCAACGGCAACGUGGGAUCGCCAGGCCGGGGCACCACGGACAAUGGCAGCACCCAAUACUGUCCCGAGGUGAUGAAGGCCUUCGAGGGCGUCAAGUUCAUCGCUGAGCAUACCCGUCGGGAGGAGGAGUCCUGCAAGGUGAAAGAGGACUGGAAGUACGUGGCUAUGGUGCUUGACCGCCUGUUCCUGUGGAUCUUCACGCUGGCGGUGCUGCUGGGCACAGCUGGCAUCAUCCUGCAGGCGCCCACCCUGUAUGAUGACCGCAUCCCCAUUGACAUCCUCUACUCUGAGAUUGUGGCGGCCGGCGACCAUGGCACCAAGAACACCCCUAACCCUGCCAAUGUGACCUGAGUCCAGCCACCACACUCCACCGACGCCAUCAACACCACCAACACCACCACCUUCCAACUCACACCCAACUCUCUCCAUGAACUCUCCAGCACCGCACACCCCAAGCCAUCAGACCCAACGAGCUUCAACCAUUUGUCUCCUGCACAGUGACAAAGCUGGCCUGCUUCAUGCCUCUAGAUGGGAACAACCCAGCUAGGCAUUGACAGUAUCUGGGAGUGUGUGGCACAGGAGAGAGAUAUGCCAGGAGAGGCUGAGCUGCUGCUCCCUAUGGUUGUUCAGGUCGUCAGGUUCACCAAAGCUUCAGCUCAUGUUCUUGCAUGAACAGUAGAGUUGUGUCUCGGCUGCGGUGAUCCUCAAGCUCAACCAUUGAAGGACUUGUUGAGGGGAAGUGCUGGUGAUGGUACACUGACAGGUAGUUUCCUUGUAAAUGGUUGUUAAGUUGCUCAAAGACAGUGACAGAUUGUGUGGAUGACAACCUGGAAAUACAAAAAACUUGUCAGCUGUGCAUAAAAUGAUUAUUCCUGUUUGAGUCACCAGUACCAGGAAAACAAUCAUGUGUGUGAAAACUUGUGCAGACAUAUAAGAAAGUAUCUACAGCUUUUGUAUCUGAUUUGUUUGAAUUAUUUUAGUGUGCAUGUGUGAGUGAAAGUGCAUAUAUGCAGGCAUGAUUUAUUCAUAGAGCUGCUAAGGAGUUUGCAUACCAGUAAAUGAAAUCCUGAGUGCACAAAUACUGCCUGAAGGACAGUGGUCUUGAUGCGGCUGGUGCGGCGUGCCACCGGCCCAAAGGUCCCCACAACUCUUGGUCUCAGCAUUGAGCCGGCGUGCUCACGAUGUAGAAGAUGGUCCACAUUUUCUAUGAAAGUAUGCAUUAUAUUUAUAGAAAAAACUCUGGUGUAGGCAUAGAUAUGCAUAUAUCAAUUUUAUAUUUAUAUACAUGGUAUAAGGUCUGCCAGCAUGCCACUACAGUGUCCCCGAGGACCACCAGUCAGUGAGUCAUGAGGGCUGCAGCUUGUGUUGGGUGCAUCAGCUUGACACACAAGCUGGUCACCAGUCAGACAUCAUUAUGCUGGUUGGAAAUGCCAAAGACUAUCAUCUGUUGCCACACUGGCAAUACCACUUAGUGUCAUGUGGUUGCCAGCCAUCUGCACCACACUCACAGAAGAUCAGACAGCCCUCCAUACUGCCAGCCUGUCUCCUCACCCUCAGCUACUGUGUGUCCUCCAGUGAAUCAGUGUCACCCUGAGGGAUUACACCCUCCCCUGCCACCCCGCCUGCUCUGCCUGAUGGGUAGGGAGGUGUCACUCCCACACCAAGGCAUCACGGCAUCACUCACCCAUGGUUGUGUACGUUAGAUUUACGGGACUGGCUUUCAACGGACAAAUACUAAAUCUGGGGAAAAAGUACAAUAAAUUGCAAUCAUCUAUAGUUAAAAUUAAGUGCUUUGCAGACUGAAAGUGCAAAUAUUGUUACUUAAUUGUAUAAUGUAUUUAUCACAAGAGAACAAUUAUGUAAUUUGCAUAGAACUUAUAGUUUGGAAUGCUAUCUGAGAGGAGUGUGUGGGUCAAGGGACAGCAGGUAGCACUUGGUGGCCUACAAAUACAAUGCUUCAUGCUAAGUAUUUUUUUCACAAAAGCAACACCCCAAAAAAGAUUAAUACUUGGUCUUUUGAAAGGCAUAUUGGUGUAUAUAAUUACAUACUUUCCUUAAAUGCAGCCUGUUACCUUGGACAUUAAAUGCAACCCUGCUGGAGUCUGCAGCCUCAUUAUUUUCUCCUUACCACAAACACAACACAGCAAGAGUGUGUGACAUGACAAACUGCAACGUGGUCUGUGGCGUGGGUGCAGAGGUUGAGGAGAAGCUCACAGAUGUGUGGAGGGUUAUCAACAAGGAGACAAGUCAGGCCAGACUCCUUCCACCAUCCUGCAUUUGUCUGUGUUAUAAACCUUCACUACACAAAAACUUGAGAAUCAACAUAACCUCUGCUGCUCCUCAGUGUCAUCACAACAGUGCAGUCAGUCAAGUUUUUCUGUUCUUGACUGUUUUCUUGACAAUAUUUUUUUUUAUGAAAAUGGCCAAAUCCAUCACAAAGACAUGAACUGUGGCAGUGAUAACACUUCUGUAGGAGAAUCUCUUACCUUCCAAAUAUUAGCAACUUACAAUUAACUAAAUCAACAGAGAAUCUCUUACCUUCCAAAUAUUAGCAACACUUACAAUUAACUAAAUCAGUCACCAAGCUUAACACCACACUUGUUGCUCACCAGUCACAGCCGCCACAUGGGAGAUCCUUCAGUGCAACAGGACACACAGCCACAGUCUGACACAUUCUGCUUAUCUUCACUUUAUUGAAAAAUCAUUAUGCAUCUUUCCUCGCUGCCUUCCUGCAACGAGUCACUUGCAUUAGUUGAAAGUCAAAUAAGGCUUUAAAUAAGUUUUGUGGCUGAAUCUAGUUUUCAUAGGAUUACAAUUAUAACAUUAUUAAAUGUAAUCACUUGGUAUACUGGUGUUCUGCCACUUCUUCACUCCAAACAAGAACACCAGUCAUCUGAUUUCAUAACACAUCAAACAAUUAUUACUAUCAAAAUUCAAACUAGGAAAGGCUGUACCAAAGAUUGUACCAAAGAUUCACUACUCCUGAGCAUUCCAAACACACUGUGAUCACUGUUGUUGUAGCAAAGUCUGAAGUUUUGUGUAUCCAUUAAAUCAGGCCAGACUGGUGCUACUCCUACUCCUGCUGCUGCUGUUGCUGCUGCUGCUGCAGUGUACAUGACACUUUGGUUAAGACAAGUUACGGUUCAUGAGUACACACAGUGUGUGGUGGCACCCGUGCAGGUCAGCCGGGUGGUCUGUCGUCUCAAGAUAAAGUAAUCACUUCCUAGUUGAUCGCCUCAUGUAGGAGUUAGAGUUAAAUCCAAGACAGUUGCUCAAAGAAUCACAGACCUAAAAAUUUUGUAAGGAAGUCAAAUCAAAAUGCAUGUUUCAGUGUUGCAUGUAGGAAGCUGUGUAAGAUAGUGACCGUGCAUUAGCAGAAAUGUAAAUUGCAACAUACCAUGAAAAGUAGAAACUAAAAAGAAAACAAUUGUUUAGUCCUUUAGCAGUGAAGUGUGGGAUGUGUUAGUGGGUGAACACUCACUGCACCAGCGCGUGUCUGGCACUCACCAGUUGUGUGCAGUGACUUGAUGGUUCCACAGACAUACCUCAACUUUUCCUUCCCUUCAAGCUGCAUCCCACAGUAAUGUGUGAGGCCAGACUUGCUGGGUAAUGGAUGCCAACACACACACACAUUCCUCACAGUGCAUAGAAACCUCAUCUCUGCAAUCCUUGCUGGCUGGCAGGAGGUGUGGCACUCGGCUUAGCAGACAGAGACUUUGUCACACGAGGCAACAAUUUCAGCAACACACGAAACAUUAAAUGUCAACAAAACAAGGCGACGCAGGAAUUGGAGAAGUUUGGGGAAGACACAGGUAUAAUAAUGAGGACUUCCAGCAUAAUACUCAGUUUGUUGCUGUGACUGUUGCCUCAGAAAUAGCACAAAUUAACAUUGAUGCAGGCAGCUUUGACCUGACACUGUAGUGUUAGCGCAGCUGCUGCCGCCUCACAGGUACACACGCCUGGCCACAGAAAAAGCUGUCACUGAGGCUCACCAAGAGGCAGCGGCCAGCCAACACCUACACUGGUGACACACUCAGCACACACCAAUGGGGAAACACCGACUUAUUUUAUGAUUUUCUUUGAGGAAGGAAGCUGUCACUAGUGUGGGGGAGUGACUGGCGUGCCUCUCCCCGGUCUGGCUGUCGGGAUGGCUUGGUGCAUUGGUCACUUGUAUUUUAUGUACAUAGGUCCUGUCCUCCACAAACAGUUCUUUGGAUUUGAUAUAUUCCUAUUUAAGCUUUUUGUCAGGUAUUACUACCACACUGUAGCAAAGGCUGCAAGAUUUAGCUAUUUUUCAAUAAUAUAGUAUUUGUAACUUUGUAUCAGGGUAGGUCAGACUCAUGUUAUAUUGGUAAUUUUACUCUGGAAAGACGGCAUGAAAACUGCCCUCAAGUGUUACAAUUGAUUCAAACCUUGACAGAGAAUAGGGUGACAGCAGCCAGCAGUGUGGCCUGUCAUGUUCCACAGGGCGGCAGAUACAAUAUGUACAACAAGUGGGCCACGACAACCCUCACAGGGAGGACAGUGAUGAACCUGUCCCCUCCCAGAAAUACACUGCUCCACUGCAGCUUCAGUGACCCUGUACUAGUACCUUUCCUUCCUUUAGACAUAACACUUUGUAUACUCACAACCUGCCUGUCCUGCCUCACGCCUGUGGCAGUCGUCAGCCAGACACUGGCAGGGCAGAUUGAAAGGCAAACACUGUCAAGCUGAUCAAAUUCACUCUAUAAUUAUACACAGGUGAUGUAGAAAAUAUUCUCAGAUAAAUCAGGCUAUACAAGAGUUAAAAUGAUCAAAACAAUAGCCAUUUAUAGAGAACCCGUGAACACAAAAAAUAAAAUGUAAUAAAUUAUUUAAAUCAAGAUAGAGAUAGAAAAUAUUCUUAAAUAAAUAUGAUAAGUUCAAAAUACAAAAGAUACAAAAGCAAAAAUACAAGAUACAAAAGCCAUCUGUUUAGAACUUGUGAAAGCAAAAAUUGUAAUUGAUGAAUUACUUGAAUUAGGUAAGUUUCCAUUUGACAUUAGUAUGAAGCACAAAAAAAAAUGUGAAGAAAAGUUUUGCUUGAUAAGUAGUGACAUUAACAGGUGCAUGUAGGUAAAUAUGCAUUUCACCAAGAGUGUAGUGCUCAGAAAGCCAAUCUUCAAAGCAAAUACAGUCCUGUCUGAAAAGACUCGAGCAACACUCAGCAAGGCCUUCACUCACUCGCACACACACUUCUUGUGACAAAGCAAUGUUCUCAAAUAAAAAAAAAAAAAUUCAAAAUAUGUCAAGACUUGUAAAAAGUAAAAUGUACAAUUCUGAUAAAAACAUGUGGAAUUCACAUAAAAAUAUGCAAUUAUGAUAAAAAUGUGCAAUUCUGAUAAAAAUUGUGCAAUUCUGAUAAAAAUUAAAAGUGCAAUUGUAAUAAAAAUAGCAUUAUGAAAAAUGUGCAAUUCUGAUGUAAAAUGUGCAAUUCUCAUGAAAAUUGUGCAAUUCUGAUAUAAAAUUUGCAGUUGAUAAAAAUGUGCAAUUCUGAUAAAAAAAAAUUGCAAUUCUGAUGAAAAAUGUGCAAUUCUGAUAAAAAAUUGCAAUUCUGAUGAAAAAUGUGCAAAUCUGAUGUUAAAGGAAAAAGUGCAAUUCUGGUGAAGUAUUUUUCACCUAGAAAGUCAAAGUUGUACACAUGACCUUGCAUUUCCACACAGAACCAGCACCUGGUCAGGCAGCAACCCAACAAUCACUCUCAGCCUGCAGCACUGCCCUGCUGCCCAGGCUGCGGCACCAGCCGUGGUGUGUCCGGGCAAGUGUUGCAGCCGAGGCCACUCCUGCGGGUCUUGAAUUGCUACCGGCAGCUCUUAGUGUAUCUGUAACAAAGUUUAUUUUUCCUCAUAUUACAUCACUACUGCUGUAUGUCAGAUCAUUUUAUCUUUUUCAUGUUCUUAACACUGUACACACUUACAUUACUUUUUUGCUACUGUAAUUUCCUGCUGUUAUCAUAUUAUACAGUAUAUAAUGCGAGGUCAAAGUUUUAUAAGCUGAUAAUAACACUUUUGUUCACCAUCAGUUUCAUAAGGUUAAGGUUUGGCAUGAGGGACCAUCGAAGAUUUCGAUGUUUUGUUUAAAUAAUGAAGUAUUUUCCUGAGAUGUGGUGCCAGCAAGCUGACCCCACCCAGCCCCUGGCUGCCCCUGCCCUUGAACACCCUGCCCAGCACAGUACGUGAGGAGCAGGGCUGGAGGGGCACGGACAAGGCAGGGAUGUGUGUGUGUGGCUCCAUGCUGGGCCUGGCAUGAAGGGCUCCCCCCAUCACGCCCACCACUGCUCUCAUUACCAAUACGAGUGUAAUUUUUAUUGCUUUAUCUACUAUGUUGAAAUUUCUAGAUGUCUUGUGAAUAUUGUUAAUUAAAGAAACUAUCCCAUUUU
Scylla paramamosain (green mud crab) is the source of this 8688-nucleotide messenger RNA. RefSeq names its product acetylcholine receptor subunit alpha-like. Lineage: Eukaryota; Metazoa; Arthropoda; Malacostraca; Decapoda; Portunidae. Gene Ontology annotation, biological process: chemical synaptic transmission; regulation of membrane potential; signal transduction. The coding region runs from base 834 to 2642 and encodes 602 amino acids. Gene Ontology annotation, cellular component: plasma membrane; neuron projection; postsynaptic membrane. Gene Ontology annotation, molecular function: acetylcholine-gated monoatomic cation-selective channel activity; transmembrane signaling receptor activity. The record is from RefSeq and is a predicted model, not a curated record. The transcript is spliced from 15 exons.